GGAAAGAAAAUAAAACAGCUACGCACAUUUUCUCCUCGGUAAAUUGUCGCAAUGGCAAGUCCAGGCAAAGAUAACUACCGGAUGAAAAGCUACAAGAAUAAAGCCCUGAACCCGCAGGAGAUGCGGAGACGGAGAGAAGAAGAGGGCAUUCAGCUCCGUAAACAGAAGAGAGAGGAGCAGCUUUUUAAAAGGAGGAACGUUUGUAUGCCCUCUACCGAUGAGUCCAUGCUGGAAUGUCCUAUUCAGGAUCCUGACGUCAGCUCCACUGUGCCUGUAUCAGGUGAAAGUGUUAUAACUCAAGAUAUGGUUCAGAUGAUCUUCUCAGAAGAUCCAGACCAGCAGCUAAUAGCAACCCAAAAAUUCAGGAAACUACUCUCCAAAGAGCCCAACCCCCCUAUUGAUGAAGUCAUCUGCACGCCGGGCGUGGUCAACAGAUUCGUCGAGUUUCUGAAAAGGAACGAAAACUGCACUCUUCAGUUUGAGGCCGCCUGGGCUCUGACCAACAUCGCCUCAGGGACGUUCCUCCACACAAAGGUCGUCAUAGAGACGGGAGCCGUGCCCAUCUUCAUCGAGCUCCUCAGCUCCGAGUACGAGGAUGUGCAGGAGCAGGCCGUGUGGGCACUGGGGAAUAUCGCUGGGGAUAAUGCAGAGUGCAGAGACUACGUUCUCAACUGUGGUAUUCUGCCUUCUCUCCAACAACUGCUUGCGAAGUCCACUCGGCCCACCACAACCAGGAACGCCGUCUGGGCGUUGUCCAACUUGUGCCGGGGAAAGAACCCCCCUCCGGAUUUCUCAAAGGUUUCUCCCUGUUUGAGUGUGCUGUCCAGGCUGCUGUUUAGCAGUGAUCCUGACGUGCUGGCGGAUGCCUGUUGGGCGCUGUCCUAUCUGUCCGACGGACCCAAUGACAAAAUCCAGACAGUCAUAGACUCAGGAGUGUGUCGCCGGCUCGUCGAACUGCUCAUGCAUAGUGAUUAUAAAGUGGUAUCUCCUGCACUCAGAGCCGUGGGCAACAUCGUGACGGGAGACGACAUUCAGACCCAGGUGAUUUUGAAUUGCUCAGCACUGCCCUGUCUACUUCACCUGCUCAGCAGUCCAAAGGAGUCCAUUAAAAAAGAGGCCUGCUGGACAGUCUCUAACAUCACAGCAGGGAACAGAGCACAGAUCCAGGCGGUUAUUGAUGCCAACAUAUUCCCAGUGCUGAUCGAGAUCCUUCAGAAGGCAGAGUUCCGCACCAGGAAGGAGGCGGCAUGGGCAAUAACCAACGCCACCUCUGGGGGCACUCCUGAGCAAAUCAGGUACCUGGUUUCUCUGAACACCAUUAAACCCAUGUGUGACCUGCUGACUGUGAUGGACUCGAAGAUCGUACAGGUGGCUCUGAAUGGCCUGGAGAACAUUCUGAGACUGGGAGAACAGGAGGCCAAGCAGACCGGCUCCGGCAUUAACCCCUACUGCGCUCUCAUAGAGGAGGCUUAUGGUUUGGACAAAAUUGAAUUUCUACAGAGUCAUGAAAACCAGGAGAUCUAUCAAAAAGCGUUUGACCUGAUCGAACACUAUUUUGGCGUGGAAGAGGAGGACGCCAGUAUUGCGCCCCAGGUGGAUCAGAACCAGGGCCAGUACAUCUUCCAGCAGUCUGAGGGACCUAUGGAAGGCUUCCAGCUCUAACACAACCACUACUAGAUCAGGCCUGCGUCGUCUCCACCUUCAUCCCAGCCAGGAGCCUGUCUCUCUCCCUCUCUCCCUCUCUCUCCCACUCUCUCAAGUCACCUCAAACCCAGUGCCCCACCCCCACCUGCCCUCCUCUCCAAACCCAUAAACCCACCUGCCCCAUCGCAGUCAGAGGCCCAAACAAGCCCACCCCAAAAGAUCCUUCCCUAACCCUCAGAGCAGAGAGAGGGAGCGAAAGAGAGAGAGAAAGAGAGAAAGCGAGAGAAGGAGACUGAGAGAGAAUGAUGGAUGGAAAGCUGAAGCCCCCUAAUUGUGGCUGCCUUUCUUUCAGAGCCUACAGGAAAGUGUUCUGCAGUGGCU
Messenger RNA from Chanos chanos (milkfish), 2025 nucleotides. It is a transcript of the gene kpna5, whose product is annotated as karyopherin alpha 5 (importin alpha 6). Gene Ontology annotation, cellular component: cytoplasm. Gene Ontology annotation, molecular function: nuclear import signal receptor activity; protein binding. The transcript is spliced from 14 exons. Gene Ontology annotation, biological process: protein import into nucleus. The coding region runs from base 52 to 1662 and encodes 536 amino acids. The record is from RefSeq and is a predicted model, not a curated record. Lineage: Eukaryota; Metazoa; Chordata; Actinopteri; Gonorynchiformes; Chanidae.